Messenger RNA from Cornus florida, 1340 nucleotides. RefSeq names its product omega-amidase, chloroplastic-like. Gene Ontology annotation, biological process: L-glutamine metabolic process; oxaloacetate metabolic process. Gene Ontology annotation, molecular function: omega-amidase activity. The coding region runs from base 29 to 964 and encodes 311 amino acids. Gene Ontology annotation, cellular component: mitochondrion. NCBI's taxonomy places the organism in Eukaryota, Viridiplantae, Streptophyta, Magnoliopsida, Cornales, Cornaceae. The record is from RefSeq and is a predicted model, not a curated record. The transcript has 10 exons.
CUAAGCAACAGCCCAAUAACACUGAAAGAUGAUAGCAGCUCUGUCAGUAUCAGGCAGCAGCAUGGGCAACACCAAGUUUUCAGUCUCUGGUCCCUUGGAAAUGCCCAAAAUUACAGAGUUUAAGAUUGGGCUUUGUCAGUUAUCAGUUACUUCAGACAAGGACACUAAUCUGGCCCAUGCCCAGAAAUCAAUUGAACUUGCUUCCAAGCAAGGUGCAAGCCUUGUUGUUUUACCAGAAAUGUGGAAUUGCCCUUAUUCGAACGAUUACUUUGCAAAAUAUGCUGAGAAUUUUGAUGAUAAAGAUGCAUCCCCUUCAUUUUCUCUAUUAUCAGAAAUUGCUUCAUGUCAAGGGAUCACAAUAGUAGGAGGGUCUAUCCCUGAAAGGAAUGACGGUCGGUUGUAUAACACUUGUUGUGUGUUUGGACCUGACGGGCAGUUAAAGGCUAAGCAUAGGAAAGUAAACACAUUUGUUUGUGUUGACAUUCCGGGAGAUAUUUUGUUUAAGGAAUCAGACACCUUCACAGCAGGGGAUAAAUCUACCAUUGUUGAUACAGAUGUGGGUCGUAUUGGAAUUGGAAUUUGUCAUGAUAUACGCUUUCCCGAACUUGCGAUGUUGUAUCGAAUAAGAGGUGCUCACUUAAUAUGCUAUCCUGGGGCAUUCAACAUGAGUACUGGUGAAUUAUUGUGGGAGCUUGAACAAAGAGCAAGGGCAGCUGACAACCAGUUAUAUGUAGCUACAUGCUCACCAUCUCGAGAUUCCACUGGUUCCUAUACGAUAUGGGGUCAUUCAACUCUUGUUGGACCGUUUGGUGAAAUAAUUGCAACCUCGGGGCAUGAGGAGAAAAUAGUGGUUGCUGAGAUUGAUUAUUACGAAAUUCAACAUCGAAGGGAGGGCCUCCCGCUAGAAAAACAGAGGCGGGGAGAUGUGUAUCGGUUUGUUGACGUACAUGAACAGGAGCUUUGAUGAAUUAAGAUUGUCAUACUGUUACGGACAUGCGACCUUAUUUAUGUCUGGAGUCUUUAAUAUCUUUUGCAUGUUAUAAUUUAGAAACUAUGAAGGUGUAUGUUUAGUGUUUUUUUUAAGAACAAUAUUCUGUUCUCCAAAAAAAAUAAAAAUAAAAAAAAUAAAUAAAUAAAUAAAAAAUUAGUUACACCAAAGAUUGACUCUUUUUUUAAGCUGUACUGAAAAAGAGGAAAUUCUAUCUAAGAAUUUAUUUUAAUUUUCUCUUUUCAGAGUUUCUGAAAACUAUGUUAUGGUUCCAAUCCGACUAUUCGUCCAAAGGUGAUGUCAAUAUGAAGCACCCUGCUUUUGUUCCGUUUUGUUUGAUAUAUUUGCCUAG